Adineta ricciae is the source of this 930-nucleotide messenger RNA. The record is from the annotation of a GenBank genome assembly. NCBI's taxonomy places the organism in Eukaryota, Metazoa, Rotifera, Eurotatoria, Adinetida, Adinetidae.
AUGAUGAGUGAAUGUGAAUAUUUGAAAUUAUUUAUCAAAAACUGUAAAAAUCAUCAGACAAUCAAUUGUCAACGAUCACUUUCAUUUUGUAACAAAACGAUGGCUUCGUUUUUUUAUAUGUUAACAUGUCAAAUCGAACUUGAUGAUCAAGUGUUUUUUACUUCAAUUGAAUUGUUAAACAAAUUUUUGAUUUGUUCGAUGAUUAAAGCAUGUCAACAAUCAAAUGAUUUACGAAUUAUGAAAGAAAAAUGUCUUCGAGAGAAAUAUUUAAUCACUAUCGCUUGUUUUCGAUUAGCAACACAAAUUUGUAAUCGAUCAAUUGAUUCAUCACGUUUAAUCGAAUAUUUCUAUGAACUUACAAGAAUCGAUUCGACUAUAACAAAAACGAAAUUCACCCGUGAUCAAUUAAAUCAAACUGAAAUUGACAUUUUAACAAUAAUAGAUUAUCGAUUUCCUUCGUACACUCCACAUAUGUUUAUUUCCUAUUUCCUUCGAUUUCUUUAUGAAGAGAUCAAAUUAACAAGUGAUCGAUUGUACAAUUCAUCAAUGCUUUUGCUUGUUCAUAUUUAUCUUCAAUGGUCUUCGUUAAUCGAAAGUUUAGCAAAGAAAGAAAGUGGAUCGUCGAUUGUGAAUAAAAGUCAAAUAGAAAAUGUCACACAACGAUUCAACGAUUCUUUGUUACUUGGUUCAGCAACGAUUCUCGCAGCAUCGAAAAUAUUCUGUCAUUCAACAAAUUCACAACUUCAUGAUAAGAUCGUUAGUUUAUUCGUUACUCUUCUUGGCAUUGAUCCAAUGAGAAUUUACUUGGCACAAUUCUUUGCUGAAGAAUUAUUACGAAAAACGAAAGAUGUUGAGACAACAUCAAGAAUACUAAUCGAUCGUGAACAUGAUUUUGAUGAUGAAUCAAUGAUGACAUUUUCAUCACCUUAG